GGUCAGCGGGCCUCACCGAGGACCGGAAGAGGUCAACGACGGCGAACGCUGGGACAGGGAACUCGGACUGGGAUCAGGAGAAGAACCUGGACCGGAGGCAGAAGCGGUAACUGAAAAACAACUUGGAACACAACAAGGACUUGGACCAAGAUGAGAGCCAGAACUGGGAGAAAAGCAAUUUCUCAAUCGACGUGCGAGUAUGAAAGUGGGAGGAGGAAGUCCCCGGCACGCCAUUGGCCGGCUCCCUUGGGCCCAGCCCUACAAGGAGCCGAGCGGACCGAGGACGCCGAGCGGGCAGGGGUGCGCGGGGGGCCCCGCUCCUUGUUUGGCUGGAGGAGAGGAGGAGGAGCAGGAGCAGGCUUCUUAAGGUGUCUCCUCUGACGGGAGCCUCACUCAGCGGCUCGCUCCUGCUGCCUUCCCGCGUCCAGCAGCACCACGCGCGGUACCCCCCCCCCCUCUACCCGCAGCCAGCCAUGUGCGACGACGAGGAGAGCACCGCCCUGGUGUGCGACAACGGAUCGGGACUUUGCAAAGCCGGAUUUGCCGGAGAUGACGCGCCCAGGGCCGUCUUCCCGUCCAUCGUGGGCCGGCCCAGGCACCAGGGCGUGAUGGUGGGCAUGGGCCAGAAGGACAGUUACGUGGGCGACGAGGCUCAGAGCAAGCGAGGGAUCCUCACCCUCAAGUAUCCCAUCGAGCACGGCAUCAUCACCAACUGGGACGACAUGGAGAAGAUCUGGCAUCACUCUUUCUACAACGAGCUGCGAGUGGCCCCGGAGGAGCAUCCCACCCUCCUGACGGAAGCGCCGCUCAACCCCAAGGCCAACAGGGAGAAGAUGACUCAGAUCAUGUUUGAGACCUUCAACGUUCCCGCCAUGUACGUGGCCAUCCAGGCCGUCUUGUCCCUCUACGCCUCUGGACGCACGACAGGCAUCGUUUUGGACUCCGGCGACGGCGUGACCCACAACGUUCCCAUCUACGAAGGUUACGCGCUGCCUCACGCCAUCAUGAGGUUGGACCUGGCUGGGCGUGACCUCACCGACUACCUCAUGAAGAUCCUGACCGAGCGUGGCUACAGCUUCGUCACCACGGCCGAGCGUGAGAUCGUGCGCGACAUCAAGGAGAAGUUGUGCUACGUCGCUCUGGACUUUGAGAACGAGAUGGGGACGGCGGCCACGUCGUCGUCGCUGGAGAAGAGUUACGAGCUCCCCGACGGUCAGGUCAUCACCAUCGGGAACGAGCGCUUCCGAUGCCCCGAGACCUUGUUCCAGCCAUCCUUCAUCGGCAUGGAGUCGGCCGGCAUCCACGAGACCACCUACAACAGCAUCAUGAAGUGCGAUAUCGACAUCCGCAAGGACCUCUACGCCAACAACGUGCUGUCGGGGGGCACCACCAUGUACCCCGGCAUCGCCGACCGCAUGCAGAAGGAGAUCACCGCACUGGCGCCCAGCACCAUGAAGAUUAAGAUCAUCGCCCCUCCGGAGAGAAAGUACUCUGUGUGGAUCGGCGGCUCCAUUCUGGCGUCACUGUCCACCUUCCAGCAGAUGUGGAUCAGCAAGCAGGAGUACGACGAAGCCGGCCCGUCCAUCGUCCACCGAAAGUGCUUCUAGCCCGGGCCGUCCACCGACAAGUCCCACCUCCAUCUUCUGUCCUUCUUGUCCUCCUUUUGUUAAGCUCAUGUUUUUUUUUUACAUUUUGGACAAAGUAAAGCUUGACAGCUGCCACCGAUUAUGCCGUAGCCGGGGCGUGGCAGAAGAUAAAUAAAAAGCAAACCACAAGCUCAA
Messenger RNA from Syngnathus acus (greater pipefish), 1781 nucleotides. It is a transcript of the gene acta2, whose product is annotated as actin alpha 2, smooth muscle. The coding region runs from base 474 to 1607 and encodes 377 amino acids. The transcript has 9 exons. The record is from RefSeq and is a predicted model, not a curated record. NCBI's taxonomy places the organism in Eukaryota, Metazoa, Chordata, Actinopteri, Syngnathiformes, Syngnathidae.